Messenger RNA from Podarcis raffonei (Aeolian wall lizard), 2722 nucleotides. RefSeq lists its product as uncharacterized. Lineage: Eukaryota; Metazoa; Chordata; Lepidosauria; Squamata; Lacertidae. Gene Ontology annotation, biological process: DNA integration. The record is from RefSeq and is a predicted model, not a curated record. The annotation marks the transcript as partial. The transcript has 3 exons. Gene Ontology annotation, molecular function: nucleic acid binding.
CAUCGCCCGGGUGUGUCAGGCUCGGCCCACCCGACGCCAGGCAUCAGAUGACCAAUCCAAGAGCCCCAGGUCCCGGGGCCCAACACACCAAGGCAACUCGACGGAGCUCACGGACUUCCAGGUAUACCAGUUGCCCCACCCCAACGUAGAGAAAAUUUAUGUCGAGGUACAGAUAGAGGGGGCCCCAUGCCGCAUGGAGCUUGACACGGGUUCAACUCUAUCCAUAAUCUCGGCAAAGACCUUAAGAAAACUGUGUCCUACGGGGGGUCCCAAACUCAGGCCGGCCCCAUUCACCCUCCGGGACUUCCAGAAACGUAAGGUCCCCACAAUGGGGGUGGGGACCUUCAGGGUGCAAUACCGAGGGCGGACGCGGCAACUGGACUUGCUUGUGGUCAAGGGCUCCUACAUUAGCUUACUGGGAUUGGCAUGGUUUGGACCACUGGGGCUAGCCGUCACCGGGGUGAACCACACUAGCUUACAAGUGGACGUGGACGCCAUAUGCAAGGAAUUUCCGGGGGUUUUCGAUGGGAAAUUGGGACAGUAUACGGGCCCCCCCAUUGCUCUACAGCUUGACCCUGCAGUACGACCGGUCAGGCUCAAGGCCCGCCGGGUCCCGUUCGCCCUGAAACCACGUAUAGACGAGGAAUUGGACCGGCUCGUGGAGCAAGGAGUGCUGGAGCCAGUGCCUAAUGCCCCCUGGGAAACCCCAAUCGUCACACCCGUCAAGCCUAAUGGUUCGGUCCGCAUCUGUGCAGACUACAAAUGUACCAUAAACAAGGCCCUCACGGCCCAUGCAUACCCAGUGCCAGUGGUCAGCCAUGUCCUUGCCACCCUGGCUGGGUCGAAAAUUUUUGGCAAGCUGGACUUGGCCCAAGCAUAUCAACAGCUGCCAGUAGAUGAGGCCACAGCAGAGGCACAGAUGAUUGUGACGCACAGAGGAGCGUUCAGGGUAAAGCGGCUGCAAUUCGGUGUCAGUGUGGCACCAGGCAUAUUCCAGAAUCUAAUGGACUCGCUCCUUAAAGGGAUUCCUGGCGUCACCCCCUUCUUCGAUGAUGUGUUGAUUGCCGGGUCCACACCAGAGGAGUUUGAGGACCACCUCCGCACCGUUCUGCACCGUUUCCAGACGGCGGGUCUCAAGGUGAAGCGGGAAAAAUGUCUACUAGGAGUGCCUCAGGUGGACUUUCUGGGAUUUAUGGUGGACGCAGAAGGGGUCCACCCGACUGGGGACAAGGUACGGGCCAUUUGUGAUGCCCCAGCGCCCAAGAACAAGACUGAACUUCAGGCCUUCUUAGGACUAUUGAACUUUUACCAUUCCUUCCUUCCCCACAAGGCGGCGCGCCAGGAGGCCGCAUUCCAGGCAGUCAAGGACUUGCUUGUCUCAAACUCGGUCUUGGCACACUUCGACGAGAGGCUGCCGGUGGUGCUAGCAUGCGACGCCUCGCCCUAUGGAAUUGGCGCUGUCCUGGGACACCAACUCCCGGAUGGAAGAGAGGUACCAGUGGCAUACUUUUCCCAGACACUCAACGCAACUGAGCGGAACUACUCGCAAAUCGACAAGGAGGGUCUGGCAAUCGUGAAGGGAGUAAAAAAAUUCCAUGAUUUCUUGUACGGGUGGCCCUUCACCGUGGUGACUGACCACAAGCCGUUGCUUGGCUUGUUUGCCCCCGAAAAGCAGACCCCCCAAGUGCUGUCUCCUCGCGUCCUCAGGUGGUCAAUUUUCCUUGCCAGCUACCAGUAUGCACUGAUUCACCGUCCUGGGAAGGCGAUGGGCCAUGCGGACGCCCUCAGCAGGGGAUGGCCCAGCAGCAGCCCCGGGCCAGAAUUCGCCGGCUACACAACCCACAAACAUGAACUGUCGGCCCACAAGGGGUGCCUGUUAUGGAGAAGCAGGGUGGUUGUUCCCCAGACCCUCCGCAAAAGGGUCCUCACAGCCCUACACGAGACACACCCAGGGGUAGUAAGAAUGAAGGCCCUUGCCAGGAGUUAUGUGUGGUGGCCGGGGAUCGACAGAGAGAUAGAGGCCUGGGUCAAACACCGCCAGGCCUGCCAAGAAUCCCGUCCAGAUCCCCCAAGGGCCCCAGUCCAGUCCUGGGAGUCCGCCCGAGCACCAUGGUCACGCCUGCAUGUGGACUUCGCUGGCCCCUUUCAGGGGAAAACAUUCUUCAUAGUGGUGGACUCCUACACCAAAUGGCUGGAAGUCGCACUGGUACCGUCCACGUCUACGUCCACAGCCAUUCGGGUACUACGCAAGCUGUUUGCAACCCACGGGCUCCCUGACACUCUUGUCUCAGACAACGGGACUGCAUUUACGUCAGGAGAAUUUCAAACCUUCACAGCGCAGAACGCCAUCCGCCACAUCCGUUCGGCGCCAUUCCACCCUGCCACCAAUGGCCAAGCAGAACGCAUGGUGCGGACCACCAAGGACACCCUUCGCCGCAUGACACAAGGGGAUUGGGAGUACUGCCUUGCCACAUUCCUUCUAGCACAGCACAGCACCCCCAGCUCAACGACUGGCCGGAGCCCCGCUGAACUACUAAUGGGUCGGCGCCUUGCAAUAAGAUUGGACCGCCUUCACCCCGAUAGAGCUCAGGAUGAGAUAGUGGUGGGGGAAGGCAGGAACCCCCGGACCUUUGUGGCCCAGGACCCAGUGUACGCAAAGAAUUUUGGGGCAGGCCCAGCAUGGGUACCCGCCACAGUCACCAGGGUCACUGGCCCCGUGUCG